AUGAGGUAUGCUGAAUUGGAAAGUCUUCUGGGAGAAACAGAUCGUGCACGAGGUAUUUAUGAAUUAGCGAUCAACAGGAAAUUGCUGGAUAUGCCGGAAUUAUUAUGGAAAGCAUAUAUUGACUUCGAGAUUGAACAGUAUGAUUGGGAACGUGCUCGGUCACUUUAUCGAAGACUGCUAAAUCGAACACAACACGUCAAAGUAUGGUUAAGUCUUGCAAACUUCGAAUUGUGUGCCUUGAACAAACUCACAGCCGCUGAUUUAGAUGAUGAAGAUUUAGAACAUUUGAAAGAUGUUGAACUGGACAAAGAAACAUUAAUACAAGAACAUAAUGAAAACGAAAUCAACAAAGCAGUAGAACGUUCACAGGAUAAGGAGCAACGUGUUCGAUUACUUGAAGCUUGGAAGGAAUUUGAAUAUGAAUAUGGAACUGAAAAAACACAGCGAGAUGUUGAUAAACUACAACCGCAGAAGGUCGUUCGCAGUCGCCGACUUGGUGAUGAACGUAGUGGUUGGGAAGAAUAUAUUGAGUAUACAUUCCCCGAUACAGAUGCAGAAAAGCCAAAUCAAAAAUUGCUUACAAUGGCCGCUAGAUGGGCAGAACAAAUGGAGAGGAAAAAAGCAGCUGCAGAGGCCGAAGGUAAAGAGGAUAGUGAUUCCAGUGAAGAAUCUGAAGAAGAAGAAGAAGAGGAGGAUGAUUUACAAGGUGAUGAAGAUGAUAAUCGUAUUCCUGAGAGAGAACCCACAUGGUUUGACCGGAAAAACAAAGAAGAAAUCGAAAUCGACGAAGACAGUGAUUAA
Messenger RNA from Schistosoma mattheei, 801 nucleotides. The record is from the annotation of a GenBank genome assembly. Lineage: Eukaryota; Metazoa; Platyhelminthes; Trematoda; Strigeidida; Schistosomatidae.